This is a messenger RNA of Nerophis lumbriciformis (worm pipefish), 3705 nucleotides long. RefSeq names its product glutaminase kidney isoform, mitochondrial-like. Gene Ontology annotation, biological process: L-glutamine catabolic process. Lineage: Eukaryota; Metazoa; Chordata; Actinopteri; Syngnathiformes; Syngnathidae. The record is from RefSeq and is a predicted model, not a curated record. Gene Ontology annotation, molecular function: glutaminase activity; protein binding.
GUACAUGAGUCAUUUCCUCAGACGUUUAACGUGAGCCUUUUUCAUCCCUUUCCACGCCACAGGAUAUAUAUUUGAAGCUAAUAUUGGGUCUCUCCUAGCCAGACAGGAUUGAGAUGUUCCAUUUGAGGUUUUCCACAUUGCUUCAGGAGUUGCUUAAAGCCAACCUAAAGCGUCCCUCGGCCAGCUCCAGACAGACGAACUGCUGGUGGUUAGCGACCCGCCACCGCUGCUUCGGUGCCGCCUCCGUGGACUGCAGAUCUACCCAGCAGAUUCUCCUCCAUGGCCGCACACUGCGCACAUCAUACCGCGCGGCUCAUUUCCGUCCGUACUGCGCGAAAGCCGAAGGAGAGUUAAAAGCGGACGAAGUGACGAAGAAGGAUGGCGUCGUCAGUGAAGAAGCCGCCAACAAGAGAAAGAAUGCUGAUAUUCUGCCGAGCCUGGAGGAUUUGCUCUUCUAUACUGUUGCAGAAGGUCAAGAAAAGAUUCCUGCUCAUAAAUUUCUCACAGCACUUAAAGCCACAGGACUUCGCACAGGAGAUCCCAGACUAAAGGAAUGCAUGGAAACACUCAAAGAAACCCUCAGGAACACCUCAGAUGGCGUUACACUGGAUAAGCACUUAUUCAAGAAGUGUGUCCAGAACAACAUUGUCCUGCUCACGCAGGCCUUCCGCAAGAAGUUCGUCAUCCCAGACUUCCAGUCCUUCACUUCCCACAUUGAUGAGCUUUAUGAGAGUGCCAAAAAUCUCAGUGGAGGACAGGUUGCAGACUACAUCCCUCAACUUUCCAAAUUCAGUCCAGAUCUGUGGGCUGUCUCUCUGUGCACAGUAGAUGGGCAGAGAUACACAGCGGGAGACACAAAGGUCCCCUUCUGUAUGCAGUCUUGUGUCAAGCCCCUGAAGUAUGCUGUUGCUGUUCAUGACCACGGCACCGAGUAUGUGCACAGUUUCAUCGGGAAGGAACCUAGUGGCCUCCGUUUUAACAAGCUCUUUCUCGAUGAAGAUGAUAAGCCCCACAACCCAAUGGUGAAUGCUGGAGCUAUUGUUUGUACCUCCCUGAUAAAGCAAGGCGAAGGCAAUGCAGAAAAAUUUGACUAUGUCAUGAACUUCUUGAAAAACAUGGCAGGAAACGAGUAUGUGGGUUUCAGCAAUGCCACAUUCCAGUCUGAGCGUGAUUCAGGAGAUAGGAACUUUGCCAUCGGCUACUACUUGAAAGAAAAAAAGUGUUUUCCAGAGGGGACAGACAUGACAUCUAUACUGGACCUCUACUUUCAGCUGUGCUCCAUUGAGGUGACCUGCGAGAGCGCCAGCGUGAUGGCUGCCACACUCGCUAAUGGGGGCAUCUGUCCGAUCACAGGUGAACGUGUGUUAAGCCCUGAGGCUGUGAGAAACACCCUGAGUCUCAUGCACUCCUGUGGCAUGUAUGACUUCUCUGGACAGUUUGCCUUCCAUGUGGGUCUGCCUGCCAAGUCUGGAGUUUCAGGGGGGAUCCUGCUGGUAGUCCCUAAUGUGAUGGGUAUUGUUUGCUGGUCACCUCCCUUAGACAAACUGGGCAACUCAGUCAGAGGAAUUCAGUUUUGCACGGACCUGGUGGAACUUUUUAACUUCCAUAACUAUGACAACUUGAGGCAUUUCGCCAAGAAGCAUGAUCCUCGCAGAGAGGGCGGAGAACAGCGGCAGAAACUCUUCGGACCGAUGGACUAUGACAGUCUACAACAAGAGCUAGCACUGAAAGCCCCCCUUUGGAAAAAAGUCUCUCCCACUGAGUCGCACCAGGACACUUCUACUACUGUAGUCUAUAGGAUGGACAAUGUCAGCAAGUGACACUAUAAAAGGUCAACUUGACAUGAUCGUUCCUCCCACCCCUGCCACACCCUCAAAUAUUUAUGUAAAUUAUUUAGAGGAAUAUUUAUUGUUUGUGGUUACUGUUUGGGUUGACUGUUAUUGUUUUAUGUUUUUCCAUGAUGGGAUAUGAAAUGAGAUUUUCUGCAGAAUUCUAAAUGAAAUUCCAACUCCCGCUAGUUGCCUUAGUGUGUCAAAUCUGAUAUUCACAUUCUGAUCUUGUACAAAUACCUAUUUCAUUAUGAUUGCUAUUAGCGUCUUAUUACCAUUCAGUGGAAAAAAACUGUUCUCCUUUAUAUACAGACUGUAGUCUGAAACCAAAAAGUGUGUGUGUGUGUGUGUGUGGGUGUGUGUGUGUGUGUCUGUGUGUGUGUUUGUGUGUGUGUGUACAGCUUUGGUACAACCAAGCUUUAGACCUACAAGCUGUUGCCUAUUGUAUCACCUUAGACUAGUUGUAUCAACACAGUAAAAUAUCCACUCAGUGUUAUUUUUUUAAUCUGUGAUAUUGUCAGGUCAAUAAGUAUUCAUUUGUCCAUGAGAUUAAACUUCAUAGUCUACUUUUCAGAAUAUUUCUGUAAUUCAAUCACAACAAUGUAGCUAUUGUUUUUAUUCGACUGUAUAUGCUGGAACUUGAAGGGAAAGCGUUACCUAAAGUUGAAGUGCAGACCUUUACAUACUUCACACACACUAGCAACGUUUCUUCACUUUAUGAGCUUUUUACCGACAGUUCUGAUCCAGUUCUUUGGUUAAAGCCAAGUUUAUCUCUGCUAAUGCUUGCCUGUUGGUAUAAUUACAGACAUAAACUGGACUGAUGGACUAUAAAAUGACAAAGAUUGUCAUUGGCAUCUUUUAUUGACCUUUUUGUUAAAUUCAUUACGUUUUUAUAGAGAGAACCAGUAUGGGCAACUGACAUAUAGAGAUACCUCAGUUUUUGUAAUCCGUUUCAAACGGAUUAAAAACCAAAAGCCAAAGUAAUUUGACCGUAGACCACCUUUUAUGAUCAAUUUUGGUGUUCAAACAAAAGCUUAUCAAUCACAAUUGAUAUAAUAUUUAUUGACCUGUUGGGAGUGACUACCUCUGGCUUUUUGUACUUAAUAGCAAGGCACAUGCUUCAGCAUUGUUCGUCUUUUGCAUCUUGACAAAAAUAAAGCUUCUGUAAAGAUUCUUCGAAAACUGCUGCUGGAAUUGAUCUUUUCAGGAUUCCAACCCACCCUUUGAUCACUCCGCAGUUAUGUUUUUCCCUAAACUCCACAUGACUGAGUGUCAGUUCAGUGUGGACACGUAGUUCUAAAUAAGUGACCUUAGCAUGUAUUACUGCUCAAAUAUUCCCAGUUAAGGACAGUUUUACUCUGGUAAAGUUUUCCUGAAGAUGCUUUGCUUUUGAUAACAAACUCCCAUAUCAUAUAUAUUUAGGAGAUCUGACCUUCCAGUAAUUCGCAAUUCACGAAAAUCCACUACUCCCUGCGAAUAUUGCGCGGCCUUGCAACUUUGUCCAAUCCCCUCAACUUCUUAACACAUUGGCCAGUCAUUUUGGCCAAUUAAAUUUGUUUACAUGCUCAUCAACUGUCUAAUCAAAUCAUAUUUGUUUUUUGUUUGUGUUGGCAAACUAGAAACAGCAACAUAUAACAAUAUUUGAACUCUUUAUUGUUCUAACAAAUAGUACUCAUUCGAAGUUCAAAACCGCUUACAGUUCAGCGCCGAGCUUUCUGGUUAAUGUAGUAUAUAAACAUUUAUCAAGACAUUGACAGAGAUGUUGAAGUGUAAUGAUAAUCGCUCAUUUUCUUUCAUUUACGAAAUGAGAAUCACCGCUAUAAUGGCACUUAACAGUUUCAACUGUAAAACAUACAUAAAGAAUGUCUGCCACUUG